Lathyrus sativus (Indian pea) is the source of this 384-nucleotide messenger RNA. Lineage: Eukaryota; Viridiplantae; Streptophyta; Magnoliopsida; Fabales; Fabaceae. The record is from the annotation of a GenBank genome assembly.
AUGGAUCAAUUAUACUAUGAUGGAAUGACUAUUACUAGCAAGAUGGGGUUUCCUUAUUUGUUUGUAACAUUCACCUGCAAUCCCAAUUGUCAUGAAAUACAAAAAAUACUUAUACCUCUUGGAUUGGAAGCACAAGAUCAUCCUAAUGUGAUAUUGAGGAUCUUUAAAAUUAAGUUUGAUCAGGGUUUAUCAGAUUUAGCAAAGAAGAGCAUGUUAGGAAAGGUGGUGGAAUAUAUAUACACCAUUGAGUUUCAAAAGAGAGGGUUGCCACAUGCACAUAUUUUAAUAUUCUUGCAUCCUUCUAACAAAUAUCAAAUACCUAAAGAUAUUGACAAGGUUAUUAGGGCUGAAGUACCCGAUCCUUUGAAGGAACCAAAGUUGUAA